AUGUCAAAUUUGUAAUUAUAAACUGAUGAAAAUUGUGAUAUUAGUUUAUCAUAAAUUGAAAAUAUGCUUGACUAAAGUGAAAUUGAGCCUUAGACUAAAUGUAAAAACAUCGAAACUAAAUAUUGUAAACAACAAACCUAUUUUAGAUAUUAAUAGCACUGUGAUAAGCAUAAGCAAUUCAAUUAAACUUUUAAGUGAUGAUUUUAGUGAAUUUAAUGUACCAAGUCAUUAUCUACCUCCAAAUAUAUAAGUAGGAAAUGUGUUUUAAAUAACUUUUCAAAGAAAUAGAUCAGCAGAAAAUAAAUUAAAAAAUUAGAUUCAAUAAAUCUCUAAGAGUGUUAUGAAUGAUUAAUGA
This is a messenger RNA of Paramecium sonneborni, 355 nucleotides long. The record is from the annotation of a GenBank genome assembly. NCBI's taxonomy places the organism in Eukaryota, Ciliophora, Oligohymenophorea, Peniculida, Parameciidae.